Molecule: messenger RNA, 2985 nt
Organism: Plenodomus lingam JN3
Lineage: Eukaryota; Fungi; Ascomycota; Dothideomycetes; Pleosporales; Leptosphaeriaceae
Source: RefSeq, a predicted model, not a curated record
AUGGGAGACUCACCUGGGCAACAAAUGAAGCGACCCAGACUGAACGAAGACCCAGAUGACUAUUCAACAAAUCAAGAAACAAAGCGACGGUUGACCGUUGAUGCUCCAAAUGAAGCCCACCCAUCUUCGCAUGAUCAGGAUGCAGCAUUCAUGGAAGCCAUGGCCUGUUCCGAGGUUUCUGUUGAUUGGGGCUGGAACGAUACCGAUAGAAUCGAGUUUCAGCUUUCGGAGCAAAUUGAUGAAGACAUGUCUGGACUCGGCCCUGAAGCGUAUGAUAAGGUGGAUGUGCUACAGCACGACUCUCGCCAUCACGAAUUCGAGAUGAAAGCUGCACAGGAUAUCAGCCCUGAGUCUGAAGAGUGUAGCCUCGAAAUUGUUUGCUUCGGAACAAUACCCUCCCUACAUGGGAGAUGUGCCAGGUCCUCUUCAUUAUCUCAAAGAUUUUCAGUCACAAUAACCUCCUCGGAACGGUUUCAUGCUACUGACAAUCAGCAAGUAACCGGAAUAAUACCACCGCAAUACGGUCGCAUGGUGAAGAGCUUACUUGACGAGAACGCUCUUAUAUUGUUUGCCUAUUGUACCAUAGACACCGAUGUAACUCAAAAACAUCCGUCAGGCCCAUAUUCCCAAAUAUCUUGUACCUUAGACGUCACGGUUUAUGGUCCCAAUGAUCUCUUCGAGAGCAUUGGCUCUUGGCUUCAAGAUUACGAUGUCUAUCUGCAGGAUCCUAGAACCAUCGAUUUGGAUGUGAAGUACCGGAACCCCCACCGACUGUCCUCGACUGAACUCAGCUCCUGUCCAUCAGUAUCCAUGGUCGUUUGGUUGAGUACUGAUACUGUACAAUUUCUGAAGAUCGAGGACCGACCCGAGCCACUGGAUAUGAUUAGUGGCCAAGAUGAUCUCGAGGAGACUGCAGCACCCAAAAUGAUACGAACAGUUCUACACAGACAUCAAAGGCAAGCACUCACAUUUAUGCUUGGCAGGGAAAGGGGAUGGGCGUUAGAGACCAAAGGAGCGGAUGUGUGGGAGGCAUUGGAUUCAAGUCACGACAGAAAAUUCAUUAACCGAAUUCUGGGCAAUCACCAAGAUACGGCGCCGCCACCCUUCUAUGGGGGUAUUAUUGCGGAUCCUAUGGGUCUCGGGAAAACUCUACCUAUGGUAGCUCUGGCGGCCAGCGAUCUGGAGCCUGGGGCUGCAGUUGUUACAGAAUACGAUCUGCUAAAUGUUUCAGAGGAUCCAAUGCCCACGGUUUCAGCCACUUUGGUCAUCGUGCCACAACCACUCCUGAGUACAUGGGAAGAGCAAAUCAAAGACCAUAUCGAAGUGGAUGGACUGAAGGUUCGACGCCAUCACGGAAAACAACGGCUCAGUCUCAUUGAGCAGAUCAACGCGGCUAAUAUCAUCUUGACGACAUAUCACACAGUCCGUGCAGAUUGGCAAAAAGGAGAAGUGCCAGCUAAUAGUAUACUUUUCACCGUUCGAUGGAAGAGAAUCAUCCUUGAUGAAGCGCAUCUCGUUCGCAACAUGAAAACACGAAUGGCUCGCUCGAUCUGCAGUCUCGAGUCCGUCUCUCGUUGGGCAGUCACUGGCACGCCUAUUCAGAAUCAGCUCAGUGACCUGACCGCCCUCCUGAAGUUCAUUCGAGCCUAUCCCUAUGACGAUCCGAAGAAGUUUGACACAGACAUAUCACAGCUCUGGAAAUCUGGAGAAGAUGAGGAAGCUGUGAAGAGACUCAAGCGGCUUUCGCGUUGCCUUAUAUUGCGGAGGGCAAAACACACCAUUACUUUACCACCGCGACAUGAUGUCCGGUGCCCAGUUGAGUUCAGCAAAGCAGAGAGGGCUUUAUAUGACAACAUUCGUAACCAAACUAUCAUCAAGAUGGAUGAUGCAUUGGCCCAGGACACUGAUACUUGGCAGCGAGGUUUGUACGGUAACUUUCUCCAGCAAAUUGAAUCAAUGCGGUUGGUGUGUGACUUAGGUCUACACUAUACUUCACGCCAUGGCAAGAUGAAUACGCGAGAAAAGGACAACUGGGCUGAUGACGCUCGACAAGCCUUCAGAGUUAAAGGCCAAAUGGGAACUAUCCGUUGUACCCUAUGCCAUUCAAGCUUGGAUGUCACUGAAAGUCUGGGUGAUGACGCCGCGCCUCAUUACACUGCUCAUCUUUUCUCGUGCCUCGAAUAUGCUUGCGCGGAAUGCUCCUACAAGAACCGGAAGAGCAUUCAGAAAAUGCCAUGCGGGCACACACCCAAUUGUCCAGUCACACCAAUAUUAACCGGUAGCAGCGCAUUUGAGGAGAUGUCCGGCGACAUCACGGAAGGCCUGAGGCUGGCUCAUCACCCCGAAUUUCCUUCAAAGAUAAAGGCCCUGAUAUCAGAUUUGGAGCAGCCAAAAAAUAAGGAUGCAAAAUGGUGUGUCAAUCUUGAUUGCUGUGUGUGGUUCGAAGCUGAUGUGAUCAGCAUCGUCUUUUCUACUUGGAGAAUGACCUUGGACAUUAUCGAAGCCGCGCUAGAACAAGCCCAGAUUCGGAGUGUCAGGUUCGAUGGAAAAGUAGCUCAAACUCAACGCCAGCCAGUACUGAACGAAUUUAAGUCGAACCCGAACGUUCGUAUCAUACUGCUCACUUUAGAAUGCGGUGCUGUUGGGUCUGUAGGACCUCCUGCUUCAAUCAAAAAUGCUAAUUGUAUAAUCAGAUUGACGUUGACAGCAGCUUCACGGGCAUAUCUGAUGGAACCCCAUUGGAACCCAACGGUGGAAGAGCAAGCCUUGGCCCGUAUCCAUCGCAUUGGACAAAAACGCGAAGUCACCACCAUUCGCUUUUAUAUUCGCGAUUCAUUCGAAGAAAGAGUCAUUGAGACUCAGGAAGCCAAGAAAAACCUUGCCAGUGUUCUUCUUUCAGGACAUGACGGUGGACAAGUGGACAAUAGUCUUGGAGCAUUACAGGCAAAGACUGAGGUCAUUAUUAUAAUAACGCAAAAGACGUGA